GUGCUCGCGGUCGACGCGCACCUGACGGGCACCUGCCUUGGCCACCUGGCGGGCCACAUUGGAGACGAGCACAGUGGCCUGUCGGUAGCGCUGCCGAUGGGCUCGAUCGAUCCUUCCUCCACUGGCGACCUUCCUGGCCCAAAAAUCGGCGCGCUCAUUGCCAACAAAAACACGGACCGACAGACUCGAUGCACGUCGCUGCUCGAGAGUGGCGUGGCUCUUGACUUUGACAAUCCAGAG
Prorocentrum cordatum is the source of this 240-nucleotide messenger RNA. The record is from the annotation of a GenBank genome assembly. Lineage: Eukaryota; Dinophyceae; Prorocentrales; Prorocentraceae.